Messenger RNA from Medicago truncatula (barrel medic), 921 nucleotides. RefSeq names its product AT-hook motif nuclear-localized protein 17. NCBI's taxonomy places the organism in Eukaryota, Viridiplantae, Streptophyta, Magnoliopsida, Fabales, Fabaceae. Gene Ontology annotation, cellular component: nucleus. The transcript has a single exon. Bases 1 to 921 code for a protein of 306 amino acids. The record is from RefSeq and is a predicted model, not a curated record. Gene Ontology annotation, molecular function: DNA-binding transcription factor activity; minor groove of adenine-thymine-rich DNA binding.
AUGUCCCUCUCAAGCUCCUCGGAUGACUCCUCAGACCAAGAAACCCCUUUCAACACAUCGAUGAACCUAACAACCGGUGUUGGACGAUCCUCCUCUCACCAACAAACACCAACCUCAAUUGAUUCACCAAACCAGCUACCAACUUCACCACCCUACAAAAAGCCUCGUGGAAGACCACCUGGUUCCAAAAACAAACCAAAACCACCUCUUGUGAUAACACAAGACAAUGAACAAGCCAUGAAACCUGUAGUCAUUGAAGUAGCUGCAGGUACAGAUGUUCUUGAAGCUGUCAUCCAGUUUGCACUCCGUUCUCAAACAUGUCUGAGCAUUCUCUCUGCUUCUGGCACCAUUGCCAAUGCUACCAUUUAUUACCCUCUUUGUCGUGCUCCUUCUUUUACUCUUCAUGGUCCUUUUUCUUUGAUGAGUUUGACUGGUACUUUUUUGUACCCUCCUUCACCUCCACCACUUCCUAUUGGUUGUUGUUCUUCUUCUUCUUCUUCCUCAAACCCUAAUGUGAAUCCACUGGAAGCACCACCACCGGGUAUGACCUUUGGGAUUACUCUUGCCGGAGUACAGGGGCAAGUCUUUGGUGGGAUUAUUGGUGGAAAAGUUAUAGCUGGUGGUGAUGGGGUUAAGGUUGUCUGUUCUUUGUUUAAGAAUCCCGAACUUCAUAGAGCUGGUGGUGUUAUUCUGGAAGCUGAUGAUGUUGGUGAUGAUGAUAAUAAUAAUGUUAAUGGAAAUGGUGGUAGUGGUGGUGAUGAAGGUGGUGAUCCUGGUGCUAGUAGUAGUGGUGCUGUUGGUGGUGGUGAGAAUGUGUCUGGUUUCAAUGUUCCUGAUCCAAUGCCUCUGAAUCUAGCACAAUCUGAUCCUAGCUUCAUGCCUUGGAACCAACCCUCUCACCCCCAUCCUCCUAAUUACUGA